Messenger RNA from Talaromyces marneffei, 507 nucleotides. RefSeq lists its product as uncharacterized. Lineage: Eukaryota; Fungi; Ascomycota; Eurotiomycetes; Eurotiales; Trichocomaceae. The transcript is spliced from 4 exons. Bases 1 to 507 code for a protein of 168 amino acids. The record is from RefSeq and is a predicted model, not a curated record.
AUGCCCAACCAGGGACUCGAGAAGGAGUCAAUCGCUGAAUCGUCUCACGAGUGUAAAUUGUCGGAAGAAAUAAAACCCACCGUGGCCGGGCGCCACUGGUGUCAAUUGGGCUCCACCCAAGCUGAAGUCGUGAGGCUCUGUGGAUUUUUCCUGCCUCGGGCUUUGAAUUUGAUCGGCCACUGCCCCGGCAAAAAUAGAGGGUCGACCGUGCCAGAAAACGACGCAACAAACGAAAGGAAGGAAGAAGCAAGCAAUCAGUUUGGGACGUCGUCCCGUGCUUUCUUGUCCACAUCGCGCUUGCCCAAGUUGCUGCCAAUUGAGCGAUUACACUUCUUUGUCUAUUCUACGGCGGAAACCUUUAUCUGGGCCCAAACCGGUCGUUGGUGGGGUUCUCCAUCCCAUCCAGUGGUCGUCUACAAAACAACCUUGGAACCAACCUUGAAUUUGAUCAACAUCAACCAGCAUGACUCACGCAUCAAGAUACCGUUCAAGCUCCCCUGGGAGUAG